This is a messenger RNA of Agrilus planipennis (emerald ash borer), 941 nucleotides long. Its product is annotated as probable tRNA-splicing endonuclease subunit sen54. The record is from RefSeq and is a predicted model, not a curated record. Lineage: Eukaryota; Metazoa; Arthropoda; Insecta; Coleoptera; Buprestidae. The coding region runs from base 179 to 922 and encodes 247 amino acids. Gene Ontology annotation, biological process: tRNA-type intron splice site recognition and cleavage. The transcript is spliced from 4 exons. Gene Ontology annotation, cellular component: tRNA-intron endonuclease complex.
AUGGACACUACUAAAUUGGGUUAACUAAAUAUUAUUUCUUAAAUAUUGGUUUUAAUUAUACCAGUGAAUUUAUCGAAGUGUAAUUAUUAAAAUAAUGGUAUGAUAUAAUUAUUAAUAUAUCUAAAGGAAAAGAAUGUGAAGUUCCGAAAUAAUUAUUAGAAAAUGUAAUGAUGAAUCAAUGUAUUUGCGUUAUAGGGUGGCGCAAUUGUUUGAGUUCCACCGAAAUCUUGUAAAAGAUGAAACUUCAGUUUGCAAGAAUUUCAUACCCAUUAAUAAUGAAAAGGAAAAACAAGACACUGAAGCAGGAUUGAAAAAUUUGCAUGGAAUUCUAGAGGUUCAAAGAGUAGACAGAAGGUCUGCAAGGCUGAAAGGUAACUGGAAACCAGAAACGAAGUUAACAUUAGUAACAAAACCAAAAGGAUGUUUUUUAAGAAAACUUGGUUUUCAAAAUAAAACUGGUUAUUAUUUAUACCCUGAAGAAGCAAUUUAUCUAAUAGAAACAAACCGCUUGGAAGUAUUGUGGAAAACCAUAACAAUGAGUAUACAACAAGCUUAUAGUGUUUUGCUACCAAUAAUGGGUAUAGACAAAUAUCUGACGUAUAGGAAAUUAAUUUCAAAUGGAUUUAAAAUCACAAUUCAGCCUAAAGAACUGAAGAGGACUUUACCACUUGAAAAUGAAGAAUUAAAAACAAAAAAGAUUUGCCAAAGAUCUCAAGAAUUUUGUGGCAAUACAUCAUGUGAAAGCAAUGUUCUGAUAUCUGAUUACGCUGAUAAUAGAUUUAGAGACAUAUUUGCCAAUUUAAGAAUGAGGGGGCCAAAAAAAUGGACACCAACAGUUAAAACUGAUGAUGUUGCUUAUACUGCAAAGUUAUCAGACAAUUUAAAAAUCAAGGCUGAAUCUUACAAAGUUUUUGUUUGGUAAGUUCAUAAAUUUUAAAAUU